AUGCAAACGCAACAGAACAGAAGCAAACAGCCACCAACCAGCUUCCACCCCUCCAAUCCGACCAUGGACCGAAACCCGAGCUCCAGAUAUGGCAACCCACUGACAUUCAACGUCGCCGUCAUGUUCCUCUUCUACAUCCUCAGCGUCAGCCUAUGCCUAUCAAGCUUCUCGACUUGCAUCUGCGUCAUCUUCAACCCCGUCGGUACCAUCCGCACCAUCACCAAUUAUCUCUUCUAUGCCCUUGGCUUGAGCAUCUUGUUGACUCUUCUGUUCGUCGCUCUGACUGGGGUCUGCUUCGACAACGAAGCCUCGCCAGAGUCACGGAGCAUCCAGGAAAUCGUCGGUGAGACGCUGGUUCCGGAAGAGGUACCAGCCUCACAGGAUGUUUCCGAUGCCGCGCCCAUUCAAGAGGCACAUCACGAGGUGUCUGCACCACAGCAGACCGUCGAUGCCACACCCAUCCAAGAGGCACACCGCGAAGGCUCAGCACCACAGGGGGUCCUCGAAACCACGCUGACUCAGAAAGCAUACCGUGAGGUCUCGGUUCAGCCUACGCCCCGCCUUUCUGACUGUGCAGCUCUACUUGCGCACCAAGCCGAGUGUGAACGGCUGAGACGUGCCCUUCGACCUCCUUUCAUUGAGGCGCAAGCGACGGCAAUACACCGUCUGACUGACGCUGAUACGUGCGUCGCCAACCCCGCUGCUCGCGACGAUGGGGCUCCUCCUUUCACGUCUGCAGCUAGUACUUCGCGGCAAACGGCCUUGGAAGACGAUCAUGAGAAGGGGCAAAUCGCUAUCGCGAAGACCGUGGACGGGGUCCCUCGCUUCUGUGAGGAAAUAUUAGCUUCACCAGAGGAGAUGAGCGAUGCAGGUGAGCAGAAUGAGAACGCGCUCAAGGCAAGAGCUGUUAACCACACCGAGGCAGCUGGCCAAACCAAAGCCGCCGACAACGUCAUCACCGCUCGCGAGUCUAAGAAGAUCGAAAAAUGGAUAAGCCAGACCAACUUGGCUAACACUCACACAGUCAAAGCCUGCUGUGGCACGCUGAAGGGAGUCGAUGCCAAUGACGUGGACAUCGAUGAGGAAAUACCUGAGAUCAUGGUGUGGAGAUGUAACGAUGGCGGCGCUCUGUCAGACACCCGGAGCCUGAGUCAAGACUCAAGUUUUCAGAAGGCGCUACGCGGGUACAUGGGAAAGAGACUGGAUCAUGGAGGGAGGCAGAGCAGAUCGGGCAAUUCUACCCCGAGCUUGGGAUUGAGUGCGGAAUCUGAGUUUCAAGGCUGGGUUCGCGAGAUGUUCACGCUAGAAAAGGUUGGGAAGAGAAAGGCCGGGGAGAAGAGGAGAGCGCGUAGUGCCUAG
This is a messenger RNA of Letharia columbiana, 1359 nucleotides long. RefSeq lists its product as uncharacterized. The transcript has a single exon. The record is from RefSeq and is a predicted model, not a curated record. The coding region runs from base 1 to 1359 and encodes 452 amino acids. NCBI's taxonomy places the organism in Eukaryota, Fungi, Ascomycota, Lecanoromycetes, Lecanorales, Parmeliaceae.